Messenger RNA from Penicillium daleae, 1008 nucleotides. RefSeq lists its product as uncharacterized. Bases 1 to 1008 code for a protein of 335 amino acids. The record is from RefSeq and is a predicted model, not a curated record. NCBI's taxonomy places the organism in Eukaryota, Fungi, Ascomycota, Eurotiomycetes, Eurotiales, Aspergillaceae. The transcript has 2 exons.
AUGUCGAGAACUUCGCUAGAUCCUCGGGAUCUGACAUCGCCACAGGGCACGGGCAGCAAUAGGAUCGACGGUGCCCUCGACCUCAGCAUCAUCGUGUUCAUGGCCAUCGCUUUGUACAACGCCCUCGAAUUAGCUAUCCUCAUCCCGCUGACCUUCCACCGCUAUCGCAGCCUCUACUUCUGGUCUCUGUUGACAUCAGCCGUCUUCGGUGUGGCUCCGCUCUCUAUCACAGGAGGACUGCAAUUCUUCAGUCUGGAGCCAGUGACCGUGAGCGUGGUCGUGGAAAAUAUCGCGUGGAUCCUGACGGUCCCCAAUCAGUCCGUGGUUCUCUACUCACGACUACAUCUGGUCUCACAGAACCAGACAAUCCUCCGAAUAGUGCGGUGGUUGAUUGCUCUGAGUCUCGUCGUAAUAGUCGUCCCGACGAUCGUGUUGAAUGCGGGCUGGAGCUACAUGCCGCAGUCUCCCAGUUGGAAUCGCGGGUACUUUGCUAUGGAGCGCAUUCAAGUGACCUGGUUCACUGCGCAGGAAUGUUUCAUUUCGGGAGUAUACAUCUGGAAUACUACGCGGUUGAUUCGGCUGAACCCGACUGGCGAUUCAAAGCGGCACAAAAUCUUGUACGAAUUGCUGGCUGUCAACGUCGUUGUUAUCGUCAUGGAUCUGGCGCUGAUAGUUCUCGAGUACUUGAACUACUAUUUUACGCAGGUGAUUUUCAAGGCGACCGUCUAUAGCAUCAAGCUGAAGCUUGAAUUUGCGGUGUUGGGUAUGUUGGUUUCGAUUGUACAUAGGCGAGAUUCGGAUGGGAUGUUUUGGCGGACUGAUGAGAUGAUAGCGAAAUAUUCCAAAAGGGAAAGUAGAACCUCCAGUGGAAUGGUAGUGACCAAUCAUUGUUUAGGCUGGUCAGAUAACCCCGGUCUACAUAGCCCGUCAACCCCCCCCUCCCUCAUGAAGCGCCAACCUGCAAAGAUCAAUUCAAUCUUACAAGCUCGCCGAGUCUUUGAUUAUUGA